GAGCAGGACGGAGGUGGAGGCCGCGCGCGGGCCGACGCGGGGCGGCGGCGGCGCGCGUCUGCGUCGGGCAUCGGCGGCGGCCGGUUCUACUCCUCCUCCCGGCCUCCGCUGCCGGCCACCACCUCCUCCGGGAUCCGCUCCUCGCGCGAAGGCCAUGCCGCGCCGCUGCUUUAGAUCCGCCGCCCUCUCCUCCUCCCUCCACCUCCGCGCCGCUGGCUGGCUGGUCCGCGCUGGAGGUUGGGCAUGGCGCAAGCGCGCGCGGGUCCCACGCCACGUCUGCACCGUGGCGGAUCCGCGGGCUCCGCUGACCGGGUACCGGACGGCGUCCAGUACAAAGUGCGGACAGCCUUAGAGGUAAGCUUCACAACGUAUCACUUGAUAUAUUUUGGCAAAAUAGGCAAUCUCGUCCUUGAACUUUUACUCUAGGAUCAAGUUCAUCCAUGUACUUUUGAGAAUGCCAAUUUUAGAUGUGUUUGGAUAAGUUGGACAUCUACGUAGAUAUCUAGCUCAGAUGGAGGAUGAAAUUGAUCCCGAAAACAGAGUUCGAGAAAUAGAUUGGUUUUCUCAAAAGUACAAGGAUGAAUGUGACCUUCGAGCAAAAGUUCAAGGACGAGGUUAACUCUUAUAUCAUAUAUUUUCAUCCCACAACAUCAUGAUCAUCUGGGCUGGGUACAUCACUUGAUAUAUUAAGCUGACAUUGGUCUUAAUAGGAGUUUUAUGAUAAAUAUCAUCAAUUUUACUGACAUGAUAAGGAGAGAAAGAUGGAGUUUCAUGGGAUGAGGAGAGUUUCAUCACCAUGAAAUCCAUCUAGCACAAUUAUCUUUGUGCUAUAAAUCUGUACACUGAGAGUAUGAGACUUUAAGAUAAAAGUAUUGCUGAGCCGAUGCAUGGAAUGAAAAGUCAGCUGAAAAUUCGCGUGCGCCGAUGCAUGGAACGAAAAGUUGGCUGAAAAUUUGCGUGCGGCGACUUCGUAACAUAAGCUUGUGUGGAGUCCGUAAACUGAACCCCCGACGCGACCAAAGCCGCAAGCUAACAACGCGGUGAUCCCAUGGCAGUUUCGCCACUCCAGAAACCAGAAUUUGAGCCCCUACCCCAAAACAAAAAACCCAGAAAUCGUAGCGAAACGAUCCGAAUCUGCGGAUGUUAGCAGGCCGGCAGAUGCACAAGAGCCCAGCCCGAGAAGGAGGAAGCCCAACUGGCGUGUUACCGGCCCAGAGUGGGUCAAGUGAUUGUAGCUCAUAUAUACUGGAGAGAGAGGAGAGGAGAGGACAUCUUGUAUCGUGAACAUUACUCCUACCCCCGGAAAUUAAUCUGUCCUCCUCCUACCUCGCGUCUGCUAGCCUCUCCCCCAAUUCCUUUCUUCUCCCUCAAGUCCGAUCCGAUUCCCCGCCGGGUGCUCACAUCUGGUAUCAGAGACUCGAUCCUGCGCCCGAUCUGGAUUCCCACCCCCACUAUACCCGUCUCCAGAAAUUCCUCGGAGCCAUGGAUCCCAAUUCGAAGCUCCUCCUCGACUAGAUGAAGAAGCUGGGCGACCGAUUCGCCUUGGUGGAGUCGCGCGUCGACAGUCUGGACGGAUCUCUGGGCGACCGCUUCAAGUUGGUGGAGCAGUCGACCACCGCUCUCGUGGCGUGGCAACCCGGCAUCGACUCCGCCGUCGCCGACCUCUCCUCCAAAAUCGCCGCCGUCGACGACAUCUCCGACAGGCUGGUCUCCCUCUCCUCCAAGCUGGAUCGAGUGGUCCUCGAACGACUUCCAGCCGGUUCGGGCAUCCUGCCGAACCCCGUGGCGGCUGCGGCAACAACACCUGCCGGCAACCCGGCUGUCGGCCCCGAUGGGCACCGCAUCGACCAUCAGUACCGGGAGCCUGGGUUUGGGUCGAUCACGACCAUCUCCCACCUCCCGGUCAAGGGUACGUCUUACUCCCGUCCUCCACCACUCGAACCACCUCCCCGUGCUCCGCCUCAUGAGUUUAAUUCCCAUUCCCCUGAGCCUCGUCAGUUUAGCAGUUAUCGCCUUCCGAGUUCCUCUGGUCCCUCCAUGUACACCACCUCUAGCAAAUUACCCAAAGUUCCUUUUCCCAAGUUUGUUGGUGAGAACCCCAAGCUUUGGCAGACUAGAUCUGAGCGCUAUUUUGACAUGCAUGGGAUAGAUAAAUCACUUUGGGUUCCUGUCUCCACCAUGUAUUUUGAUGAUGCGGCCGCACGUUGGUUGCAGUCGGUUGACAGUAAAGUUUCAUCUAUUGGUUGGGAGGAUUUCUGUCUACUUGUUCAUGACCGCUUUGGCCGUGACCAGCAGGAAUUGCUGAUUCGCCAACUUUUUCACAUUAGGCAGACUAGCACAGUCUCCGACUAUGUUCAGCGUUUUUCUGAACUUGUCGACCAAUUAUCAGCUUACACUGCUUCCACAGACCCUCGCUAUUACACAUUACGCUUCAUAGAUGGUCUCCGAGAAGACAUUCGUUCUGUCGUUCUUGUUCAGCGGCCAAACGACCUCGAUACUGCUUGUGUGUUGGCUGAAUUGCAGGAGGAGGUGGGUGAUCAAUCUCGGCGUCGGGAGUACAAACGGCCGGAGCUGCCGUUUAUGUCCAAGCCGCAGGCCAGAGCUCCGCUGCCUCUACCUCCGCCACCUCCCCGUACGGCGCCGUCUUCUCCAGCACAAGCAUCCGACCGCAGGAGCGUGGAUGCGGCCCGUGCCUUGUCGUCUCCUGAAGCUAAGGCAGCGGCGCUCCGUACUCAGCGUCGCGCCAUGGGCCUUUGUUACAAGUGUGGCGAGAAGUGGAGCCGUGAUCAUACAUGCUCUGCCACGGUUCAACUCCAUGUCGUUCAGGAAUUGUGGGAGCUGUUUCAACUGGAGGAUGAGGCCCCGGAGUAUCAUGUAUCGAGUCCAGAUGCUGCAGAGGAACUGUUUCUGGCAAUUUCGAAGGCCGCUAUUCAUGGUGCUGAUGCUCCUCGCACAGUUAAGUUCUCUGGAUCAAUUCAACAUAUUCCCGUCACUCUGUUAGUCGAUUCUGGCAGUUCUUCUUCAUUUCUGAGCACUCAGUUAGCUGCCAAGUUGUCGGGUCUCUGUCCUCUUCAGAAACCGAUUUCUGUGCAAGUUGCGGGUGGGGGAAAGUUGUCUUGCGAUUGGUUUUUGCCCCAGGCUCUGUGGUUUAUUGGAGAUUUGUCAUUUCACUCUGAUUUGAAGGUGCUUCCUCUCACAGCUUAUGAUAUGAUUAUUGGUAUGGAUUGGCUUGAGAAGUUUAGUCCGAUGACAGUUCAUUGGCAGCAAAAAUGGUUACGGAUUCCUUAUGGGGACCAGCAAGUAGUGCUGCAGGGAGUACAGUCUGAUUUUCCAGAACAAGUUGUGGUUCAGCUGUGUCCGUUGACUCCUGGUGGCGAUUUGCACUCUGAUGUUUCCUUAUUGCCUCGUGAAGUCCAGGAUCUCAUUGAUCAGUAUGCCACUAUUUUUGAGAAGCCAAGCCAGUUACCUCCGUCUCGUGCCUGUGACCACGAGAUACCACUGAUUCCAGGUGCAAAUCCAGUGAAUAUCAGGACCUACCGCUACCCACCUGCUCUUCGUGAUGAAAUAGAGAAAAAGUUGCAGAUAUGCUUCAACAAGGGUUGAUCCAUCCGUGUGGGUGUCCCGGCGAGCCGUAAAGAUCACGCGGACGGCGGACCCCAGCCGGGAUAUGCCGUGCCCCUGCAGACACCACACGUCGUGUGGCGUCCACAUGCGGCCGGCCGCGGCGGCGCCCCGCCCACGCUUCCG
Molecule: messenger RNA, 3747 nt
Organism: Panicum virgatum (switchgrass)
Lineage: Eukaryota; Viridiplantae; Streptophyta; Magnoliopsida; Poales; Poaceae
Exons: 2
Coding region: 1516-3603 (695 amino acids)
Biological process (GO): proteolysis
Molecular function (GO): aspartic-type endopeptidase activity
Source: RefSeq, a predicted model, not a curated record